This is a messenger RNA of Closterium sp. NIES-65, 453 nucleotides long. The record is from the annotation of a GenBank genome assembly. NCBI's taxonomy places the organism in Eukaryota, Viridiplantae, Streptophyta, Zygnematophyceae, Desmidiales, Closteriaceae.
AUGCUAUGCCUUCUCCAAUCCCUCCCUCCACUCCUCUUUCCUGUUCUCUCUUAUGCCCUCCCCUGCUACACCGUCACCUAUCACACUCUCUCACUCUGUUGCAUUCUGUUUCGCAUCCCUUCUUCUGUCAUCUCAUGCCAUCCAAUCACCCAGCGGUGGGCUCGACGACCGAGUGAGGCUCGGGUGGAAGCUGACAGCCAAGAGAAGCGGCCAGGUGGCAGCAGCUUCCUGCUGUCUUACGACACUCCCGAGGGCGCCAAGCAGCUCUCUGCACGCUACCUGCUGCUCACCGUGCCCACAUACGUUGCUGCUGACCUCCUCAAGCCCUACUCGGUACCAUCUACAGCUCGGAGCUCUUUCCCAACCGGGCUCCGGGCAGCCGUGUGCUGCUGCUGUGCUACCUUGGGGGGCGUGCAACACUGCCCUCACUCGUCAGCUUAUCUGACCUCAUAG